Molecule: messenger RNA, 1099 nt
Organism: Umbelopsis ramanniana AG
Lineage: Eukaryota; Fungi; Mucoromycota; Umbelopsidomycetes; Umbelopsidales; Umbelopsidaceae
Exons: 5
Coding region: 69-989 (306 amino acids)
Source: RefSeq, a predicted model, not a curated record
UCAUUCAUUCUGUCAACCAGCUAAUCAAUCCCUAGUACAACCUUUAGUCUCACUGAACGCUUUCUGGGAUGCCUUUCCACAUUGCAAAUCUAGCGCUUUCUCCUCGAGCCGUCGUUCAGAAAGCGAACAGCCAAGAAGAUCCAUACCACGAUGAUCACCAAUUGAUUGGUGACAGCUUACUGUACAAACUCAGUGGACAGAAAAACUCGCUAUGGAAUAGUAUCAUAUCAAUUUUGCAAACGCGAGCGCAUGAGUUUGAUGAAGGCGUUGAUGACACGCCGUGGUGUCUUCUUUUUGUCAAGGAUCGUAUGUCCCUUGCUGAAACACUAGGCGAAGCUAAUCCAGGAAGCUCUUGCCAUCCAAACCAAAUGUCAGACCUUCAGAAAAGGAUAUGGUUAAGCAGAAUACGGAUUUGCUAUACACCUACGAGUCACCACCUGAGAGCCAUAAUAUCAGCUUUGCAUAUAAGAAGCGGACCCAACAAGGAUGCCAAUGGGAUUCUCCCAUCUCUAGAUAGCGAGUAUCCAGAUAGGGCACCGUCGCUGAUCGCAGUAUAUAAUUUAGUAGAUAUCAUUGAUGAUGAACAAGAUGACAACUCUACGAGGGAAGAUAUCGCAGGGAAGGAAAUGACAAGGCAUGAUGAAUUGAUGCAUAUAAUGGCAGCCAUGUCUGAACUACAGGAAUACUUCAAUAGCACGAUGAAAAGGAGCUCGCAUUUAAUAUACUAUGACAGCAAGCAACACCAUAUCUAUCACUCUCAUGUUGAAGGACAGUCCGUAUUUCCGGUAGCUACGGAGAUUCCGCCAGAAGUGCAAAUGAUCAAUACUAUUUUUCACUCAUGGACGGAUUGGAUCAUCGAAGCAGAAGUCGUCCUUUUUGAUAGAGGCGAUGAAGUAGAGGGACUUGAAAAAUCUUGUAUCUCGCUCGUAGCUGUGCCUUCACGAAGGAUAACUGCCGCAGAAGAUUUGCACUGGACCUUUCAAAUGUGAAGUCAAUCUCACGCAUCGGUUCAUUGUUCAACCGAAUGUGGGACCAGUCGUUUACCAAUUCGAUACCGGCAGUCACAUAGAUGCGCCCAAGGUCCCGGGAAAACUUGAUC